AUGGAUAGAUGCAAACAUGUAGGGCGGUUGCGGCUCGCCCAGGACCACUCCAUCCUGAACCCUCAGAAGUGGUGCUGCAGGGAGUGCACCACCACCGAGUCCGUGUGGGCUUGUCUCAAGUGCUCCCACGUGGCCUGCGGCCGGUACAUUGAGGAUCACGCCCUUAAACACUUUGAGGAGACUGGACACCCCCUAGCCAUGGAGGUCCGGGAUCUCUACGUGUUCUGUUACCUGUGCAAGGAUUAUGUACUCAAUGAUAACCCGGAGGGUGACCUGAAGCUGCUGAGAAGCUCCCUUUUGGCCGUCAGGGGCCAGAAGCAGGACCUGCCGGUGAGGCGCGGGCGGACGCUGCGGUCCAUGGCCUCGGGUGAGGACACGGUCCCGCCGCAGCGCGCCCCUCAGGGACAGCCGCAGAUGCUCACGGCUCUGUGGUACCGGCGCCAGCGCCUGCUGGCCAAAACCCUGCGGCUCUGGUUCGAGAAGAGCUCCCGCGGCCAGGCGAAGCUGGAGCAGCGGCGGCAGGAGGAGGCGCUGGAGCGCAAGAAGGAGGAGGCGCGGCAGCGGCGGCGCGAGGUGAAGCGGCGGCUGCUGGAGGAGCUGGCCAGCGCUCCUCCGCGCAAGAGCGCGCGGCUGCUGCUGCACGCGCCCCGCGCCCCGGCCCCGCGCCCCGCCUCGCCGCGCGCGCCCGCCGGGGGCCGUCUCAAGCCGCGCCGCGCGCCCGCGGUGGCGCCGGGCGUCACGGGCCUGCGCAACCUGGGCAACACCUGCUACAUGAACUCCAUCCUCCAGGUGCUCAGCCACCUCCAGAAGUUCCGAGAGUGUUUUCUGAACCUCGACCCUUCCAAAACGGAACACCUGUUUCCCAAAACCGCCAACGGGAAGGCUCCACUGUCGGGCCGGCCGGCCAGCACCUCGGCCACCGAGCUGUCUCCGAGGAGCGACAGGGCUGAGUCGUGCGAGCGGGAGGGCCUCUGCUUGAACGGCGGGGCCUCCAUCAGCAGGAGCCUAGAACUCAUCCAGAACAAGGAGCCGAGCUCGAAGCACAUUUCCCUCUGUCACGAACUGCACACCCUCUUCCGAGUCAUGUGGUCUGGGAAGUGGGCCCUGGUGUCGCCCUUCGCCAUGCUUCACUCGGUGUGGAGCCUGAUCCCCGCCUUCCGCGGCUACGACCAGCAGGACGCGCAGGAGUUUCUCUGCGAGCUGUUGCACAAAGUGCAGCAGGAACUCGAGUCCGAGGGCACCACGCACCGGAUCCUCAUCCCCUUCUCCCAGAGGAAGCUCACCAAACAGGUCUUAAAGGUGGUGAAUACCAUAUUUCACGGGCAGCUACUCAGUCAGGUCACGUGUGUAUCAUGCAAUUACAAAUCCAAUACCAUUGAGCCCUUUUGGGAUCUGUCCCUGGAAUUCCCUGAACGCUAUCACUGCAUAGAAAAGGGGUUUGUCCCUUUGAAUCAGACAGAGUGCCUGCUCACUGAGAUGCUGGCCAAGUUCACAGAGACAGAGGCCCUGGAAGGGAGAAUCUACGCUUGUGACCAGUGUAACAGCAAACGACGAAAAUCCAAUCCAAAACCCCUUGUUCUGAGUGAAGCUAGAAAGCAGUUAAUGAUCUACAGACUACCUCAGGUCCUCCGGCUGCACCUUAAAAGAUUCAGGUGGUCUGGCCGUAAUCAUCGAGAGAAGAUUGGGGUCCAUGUCGUCUUUGACCAGGUAUUAACCAUGGAACCUUACUGCUGCAGGGACAUGCUCUCCUCUCUUGACAAAGAGACCUUUGCCUAUGAUCUCUCCGCAGUGGUCAUGCAUCACGGGAAAGGGUUUGGCUCAGGACACUACACAGCCUAUUGCUACAACACAGAGGGAGGUUUUUGGGUCCACUGCAAUGACUCAAAGCUGAAUGUAUGCAGUGUCGAGGAAGUGUGCAAAACUCAAGCCUACAUCCUUUUUUACACUCAAAGAACAGUUCAGGGCAAUGCAAGAAUCUCAGAAACCCAACUCCAAGCUCAGGUGCAGUCCAGCAACAACGAUGAGGGCAGACCACGGACCUUCCCCUGAAUGGGAGGCACGUAUCAAGGACUGGCUUGCUUUUAAACUAUUGGUGUCCAUACAUCUUUCCUCUUAUAGGAAAUAAGGUUUACUGCAGGAACAGAUUACUAGGUUUGCCUCACUGGGUCUAGAGCAGAAGGUGCCAGGUGACUCGUGUUCUAUCAUAAAAUUUGUAGUCUCUUUUGAAUGCAUUUGGAAAUUCUCUCCUUUGAUAAAACAAAUCAAAAGGAGUAAUUUCUAUGAAGAUUCUCUCACCAGUUGCUUUUGAAUAUAGAGGGGUCUGGGUGGAAGAAAAAGGGUGUAAAUUGAUUAUACCAGCCAGGAGAGCAGCCAUGUUUUCUUUCCAUUCUGUGAUUCCCCUGCUAAUCAGGACCUGCUUACAGCUCCAGAAGAACCCUCCUGAUGUGAGAAGCCCUGGACAGAGCACGUGAGGAGGGGCCCUGGGCUGGCAGCUUGCUGGAUGGGAUUGGUUCCAAGGCGGGAGGUGAAGUCUAAGGAUUUGUUCCUACAAAGGAAGUAACCCUCAAGGGUUGAAAACUUGCAGACUUCCUUUUUUAGGGGAUAGCGGUUGAAGAGUGGAAUGAGAUGCAAGAAGCAAAUUGCCCUGUGUAAAAUGGGAGGUUUUUCACGUGUCAGACCCUCCCUGGCUGCUGCUGUCAUUUAAUCAUUCCACGUCUUCUGAGACCGGCACGAACAUCCCUGCAUUCUAAGGAAGGAGCAGUUCAGAUGGGGAAGCAAUAAACUGGUACAUGACAUGUUCUUUGUUGCAAGCUUGAGCCUAAGGGCACUCCUGGCUACCCAGUUCUAUCCCUGGUUCAGGUCAGGUCAAGGUCUAGGGUUUGGUUUAAAUUGGUCUUUAGGUCAGCUGUCUGAGGCUUUCUCAGAACUCAGUUGAGGGUGGGCAGGGAUAGCCGGUGGUCUAGGGCUUAUGUGAAUGCCUAUCACCCAUUCUCAUCUUGGUGCAGCAUGCAGCUUUUUUUAGCCUGUAGCUUCUUUCUUGCACCUGGAGGGCUAGAAUAUUCUUGUUCACCACAGGUUUGGGAGCUUUUGCUUUCCUACGGCUUAGGAAUCUGCCCUUUAUAUUUCUGAGCAGUUUAUUGCUGAUGGCCCUGGCCUAUUUCCUCCCAAAUCUGAAAAUCCCUAGUGUUUCUUUACCCAACCACACUCAGUCCAUCAGAGAACAGCAAGAGUGCCCUGUCCUUUACUCCAGUGCUAGUAAAAUAUAUCUUUCUUUUAAAACUGGGUCAGUUUCUAAGUGGAAUGAAAUUGUCCCAAUGAAAACCCUCCUCCCCAUUGGGCACUACUGAAUUUCCCUUCUCAAUCCUUCACUUAGACUCGCCAGUAACAGUGAAUGCAAACCAUAACUCUCAUUGUCGGGGUUGCUGCAGUCGGCCUCAGCCUGUCACUAUGAAUGCUCAUCUUUUGACUGAGUAUAUCAUAACAAUAUUUCAAUUCAGGUAGAAGUACAGUUGUCACUUGAAGGGAGUAGAUGUGGAAGGGAGUUUGGGGAGGGGUGGGAAGUUGGGAAAAGAGGCUAAAGAUUAAGGGUCAUAGCUUUAGUGAUGUUGACGAGCCACAUUUCCCAAGCAGAUCUGUAGCAUCUCCUGUUGACCGCUUUUGAGAUGAACUCUCCCGUAGGACCUGCCAGAUAGCACUGAGACAUGGAGGAAAUUCAGACAGAAAAUGGCUCACCCUGAUAAGGAAGGGGGAGUGACUAUAUUUUAAAUUAAACUUGCUUUUUCCAACACUGUGAGGUUUCUGUAAUAUUUAGCUUUUAUUUGGAAGCGAUAGCGUAUGGCAUUUUUUAUGCUGUUUGGUUUAUAUUGUCUACUGCAGGCUUCUUUGUACAAGCUUGACCGGGGCUCACACUCUCCUGGACACUGUUUUAAAGUGUCAUAGCUGCCCAUGCUGCCAGAGGCUCUGAUGUGAAGCUGUGCUCUCUAGAUCCACAUUUUUAAGUCAACGUGAUUGGUGAUGACUUUCUGUGGCAACAGAAAAGCCCAUUAACUCAAAAAAACCAAGGAGAGUAAAAAGGAAAGGAAAAUAUAAACUGUGCGUCAUCUUUCAUUGAUUGCUAUAUUUAUUAUUCUAGGAAAAGAGAACUUACAAAUGGAGAACUAAUAGAGCAUCUACUUCAUCCCUCAGGCUAUCCAGGGGGAAAUACUUUAAAAAAAAUUUAAUGAAAAAUUAAAGAUCUUCAAAUUUAAUUUUAAAAAAUAGUUCUAUACCAAAUAUUAUAAGGAUUAUUAAGCAGAUUAAGGACUUUGUAAAAUAAGUGCUUAACUUAGUUGAGCACCCAUGUAUCAAAUUAAUAAAAUUGUUUAAAAUGAGUUGGAAUAAAAAUCAAUAUCAGAGUCCUCACUAAGCUGCACACUCUUGAAGGUGCCCCUGCAGUCACAGACACCUCAGGUACCCAGAGGCAGCAGCACUAGACGCUGUUGAAAAGUUAGUAUUUAUGGAGAUUUUUAUUAAGAGAGUUCCCUGCUGCAUAAGCCAAUGGCUGUUGUGAGGGAAGUGUCUCUUUGCCUUUAAUUUAUUUACAUAUUGGAAGUAGAUGAAUUUCUUAGUUGCGUCUUACUUUAGAUUGAAACAUUCUAAAGAGAAGAAAAUAAGAACCAGGUAGAAGUUCACUAGAUGCUGCCAAAUCACACCCAGGAUCUCCUAACUGAACCUUACGGGCCUGCUUCUCUCCCAGACAAGUAGUUAGAGUCCUGUUCCAGGAACCCUUUGCAGUUGGCUGGUGUGUUUACUUUCUGCUGUAACCAGCCAAGAUGAAUGCACCCUGGCCCUCAAAAAGGAUUUUUACCUCAGUCUAGCUUGACCCUCAUACUUGUGGUUGCCUGACGUGAGCAUCCAUGCUAGUGUAAAAAAAAUUAGGAAUGCCCUCAACAGCCAGGAACUGAAGCUCUUAUUAAAUGGUGGGCAGAGCUCUUACCAGCUUAGACCCAGCCCCCUGAGGCUGAGGGGGGCAGCGCCACACUGUAACGAAUUUCCAGAUGUCUCUUAAAAUGUCAUGAAUAAAAUUGGAAACUGUAGAAGUGUUAAUGUGUCCUAUGGACUCAAUAGCAGAGUUUAUUUUUGUUUUUAAUGGCAAGGCUUCUCGAGUCAAUGAUUGUAUGAGUUCCCUACUCUGGCUAUGCUUACCAUUCCAUCCAAGUGCAAGAACUGAUGAGGUGGGUUGGCUGGCCGUGGGGCAUGGCCCCAGCCAGGCCCCAGCAUAAGCCCCAGAGAGGUCGACAGUAGUGCAGAAUGAAAACUUGGUUGG
Molecule: messenger RNA, 5305 nt
Organism: Diceros bicornis minor
Lineage: Eukaryota; Metazoa; Chordata; Mammalia; Perissodactyla; Rhinocerotidae
Gene: USP49
Product: ubiquitin specific peptidase 49
Exons: 5
Coding region: 1-2049 (682 amino acids)
Biological process (GO): protein deubiquitination
Cellular component (GO): cytoplasm
Molecular function (GO): cysteine-type deubiquitinase activity; zinc ion binding
Source: RefSeq, a predicted model, not a curated record